CCGGGCAGCAGCAGCAGCCGCCGCGAUGUCGGAGGUGCAGCUGAGUCCCCGCAGGGAGGCGGGCGAGGGGGCGCCGCUGGGCUUCGCCUGCCGCCUGCAGGACACCAGCGGCUUCGGGGCGGGGGGCGCCGGCAAGCGCGCCCCCAAACUGGCCCAGAUCGGACGCAGCAAGUGCGUUGUCAUUGAGGAUGAUCGAAUUGAUGACGUACUGAAAAGCAUUUCAGAAAAGCCCCCUCCGGGUGUCUAAAUAUAUAUAUGUAUAUAUAUAUAUUCAUGUCUCGUCCAGAGACAAUAAGUUAAAAAAAUGAGGGGAACAAAAAUAAUUCACCUUUCAACACGAGAACGGGCAAAAUCAUUCAUUUUUUUAAAAAAAAUGAAGAAAGGAUGAACUUUUUUGGGCGAAAGAGGCAGAAAGCGAUGGUGAUUUUUGGACUUCUUCAGUGCCACAUUGGGAUCCAACUGGAGAUGCCUUUUAAGGAGCUGCGGAAAGGCUGAACUGGAGCCUUUUAUUCCUCCAGGAAGUUCAGUUUUUCAAGUUGGACUUUUAAAAAGUCUUCUGAAAAGAGAAAUAAUUGGGGUGGUGGGCAGAGAGGGUCUCGGAGUUCUGGGUUUACAUGAUGACACCUUGCAAAAAAUAUUCCAU
Messenger RNA from Notechis scutatus (mainland tiger snake), 643 nucleotides. It is a transcript of the gene CAMK2N1, whose product is annotated as calcium/calmodulin dependent protein kinase II inhibitor 1. NCBI's taxonomy places the organism in Eukaryota, Metazoa, Chordata, Lepidosauria, Squamata, Elapidae. Gene Ontology annotation, molecular function: protein kinase binding; calcium-dependent protein kinase inhibitor activity. Gene Ontology annotation, biological process: negative regulation of protein kinase activity. The record is from RefSeq and is a predicted model, not a curated record.